This is a messenger RNA of Fusarium coffeatum, 930 nucleotides long. RefSeq lists its product as uncharacterized. Lineage: Eukaryota; Fungi; Ascomycota; Sordariomycetes; Hypocreales; Nectriaceae. Bases 1 to 930 code for a protein of 309 amino acids. The record is from RefSeq and is a predicted model, not a curated record. The transcript has a single exon.
AUGUCUUCAAUUGGACCGCAACUACCACCACAUCUAUCAAAACGCAAACGCACGCCAGACGAUGAAGAGUCCAGCAACAGUAAACAUCGGCGCAGCGAAUCUCCAGCAAAGAACACAGAUGAAAUCGACCUCGAAGACUCAGACGAUGAUUACGGUCCCAGCGCGCCUCUACCUCCAAAAGCGCCCAUCGGCCCAGCUCUACCAACUUCCAACAAAGACGAGAUAGAUCUCGAGUCAGACUCAGACUCUGAUACAGGCCCAGCACCACCAAGACCUACAGUCGGUCCAGCACCACCGCCAGCCGACAUCGCACAACGCCCUGCUGAGUCUCCCGAUUCAGAUUCAGACUCCGAGGAUGACUACGGUCCUGCGCUGCCAGGCUCAUCCAAAGCGAACAAACCCACCAUAGGACCCCAGCUCCCAGUUGCUGAACCAGCACAGCAGCGCGACUCAUGGAUGCUGGCGCCCCCUGAAGCAUCAGGCUAUUCAGAGCGCGACCCUACCAAAAUGCGCAAUCGAAAAUUCGCCUCCAAACCAGCAUCAUCAUCUGGGCCCUCAGCUGUCUCGACAAUAUGGACUGAAACCCCUGAGGAGAAGCUAAAGCGACUACAAGACUCCGUGCUAGGACGCGCCGACAAAGCUGCAGAGACAGAGCCUAAGGGUGGAAAGUCGCGGGAGGAAGAGGAACGGAAUCGCAAGAUUUCUGCCAAUAUUGAAUCUCAAAGAGGCAAGAGUCUAUAUGCGGAGCACCAGGGACGAAGAGAAAAGUCCGGACAAAAAGUUGAGGAGGAAGACGACCCCAGCAAGAGAGGAUUCGAUAGAGAGAAGGAUAUGGCACUGGGUGGCAAGAUCGGUACAGCGCAGAGGAGGGAGUUGAUGAACAAGGCCGCCGAUUUUGGCGGAAGAUUCUCAAAGGGAUCUUUUCUAUAG